Orussus abietinus is the source of this 1170-nucleotide messenger RNA. RefSeq names its product NFU1 iron-sulfur cluster scaffold homolog, mitochondrial. Gene Ontology annotation, biological process: iron-sulfur cluster assembly. The record is from RefSeq and is a predicted model, not a curated record. NCBI's taxonomy places the organism in Eukaryota, Metazoa, Arthropoda, Insecta, Hymenoptera, Orussidae. Gene Ontology annotation, cellular component: mitochondrion. Gene Ontology annotation, molecular function: iron-sulfur cluster binding; iron ion binding. The coding region runs from base 220 to 1047 and encodes 275 amino acids. The transcript has 4 exons.
GGCAGAACAGAGAGGUUAUGUUGGUAUGUGUUGAUAAGGCAGAAUAGAGAGGUUACGUUGGUAGUUGUAUUCUUUGCUCACUCUCUGCUCACAAGCAAUUUUUGAACAGCUACAGCUGACGAGAAAGUCAUUGGGAUAGAUAGAUUAACUUAACCAAACUUAACGUCACGAGCAAACUGCGUUGUUCAGUAAUGACAAAAGUAUACAAAACAAAACUCGAUGGAUAAAAUAAUAACAAAGUCUUUACUAGUUUCGAGAACUGCAAUGAUCAGACCACUGCUCAAAUGUCAAUGUUUAAGGGUCAUAAAAAAUGCAAGAAAUUUUUGCUUUAAACAUCAGUCAACCUCUACGGGUCUUUUACAGCCUUACAAAACACAGCUUGUAUAUAGGCAUCAGACUCGCAAUAUGUUCAUACAAACUCAAGACACACCAAAUCCAAACAGUUUAAAAUUUCUGCCAGGUGUCUCAGUUUUAGAACCUGGACAAACAAAAGAUUUCCCUAAUGGAACUGAGGCUUAUUGUUCCCCAUUGGCAAAAAUGUUAUUCCGCAUUGAAGGUGUUAAAGCAGUGUUUUUUGGUCCUGAUUUUAUUACCGUAACUAAAAUGGACGAGGAGGUAGAUUGGAGAGUUUUAAAACCAGAAGUAUUUGCUACUAUCAUGGACUUUUUUGCAAGUGGAUUACCAAUACUCACAGAAUCGCAGCAACCCUCAGAUACACAAAUAACUGAAGAGGAUGACGAAACGGUGCAAAUGAUAAAAGAGCUAUUAGAUACUCGAAUACGUCCCACGGUACAAGAAGAUGGUGGUGAUAUCUUAUUUAUGGGUUUUGAAAAUGGUAUUGUGAAACUUAAAAUGCAGGGAUCUUGUACAAAUUGUCCCAGUUCUAUUGUGACAUUGAAAAAUGGCGUUCAGAAUAUGAUGCAAUUUUAUAUACCCGAAGUUUUAGGAGUGGAACAAGUAGAGGAUGAAGUUGAUCAUGUAACCAAGAAAGAAUUUGAAAAAUUAGAAAAAAAAGUCACUAAUAUAGAAAGUAAUGAACAAAAGUAAUCUCAUUGAGUUAUCAUAAAUGUAUAUAACAUACGAUCAUAUGGUACUUUAAUCUAUAUUAAAAAGUUAAUUACCUAUUGUUUGAUCAAGGUAUACAUAAAUAAAAUCUGCCCUGUAUAUUCA